This is a messenger RNA of Haemorhous mexicanus (house finch), 1527 nucleotides long. RefSeq names its product proline rich 18 (gene PRR18). The transcript is spliced from 2 exons. The record is from RefSeq and is a predicted model, not a curated record. NCBI's taxonomy places the organism in Eukaryota, Metazoa, Chordata, Aves, Passeriformes, Fringillidae.
AUGGUAAAUGAUGAAGUUACCAUUCGUCUGUUAACACUUAAAUCACUGGGAGAGAACGGGUUCAAGAACCAGCAGUUCCAUGUACUGCGCCGCAUCGAGCCCGACCAGUGCGGCUCGUUCGGGAGCGCGGCCAGUGCCGGCACGACCCCCGUCCCCGCCCGCACGCCCACCCCGCGUUAGGGAAGGGUGUUCCCGGGGCGGGCGAAGGGCGGGAAGGGGGACGGGUUAUCGAGAGGGAAAAUCGGCGGCUGUCGGCGCAGAGCGAGCUCUCAUUCCGCGCCGGCAGCUCGGGCUCCUCGUCCGACUGUGGCCAUGGGGCUGCAGCCCCGGCGCGCCGCGGGGCCCUGCCCGCCCGCGGGAAGGAGCGCCGCCCUGCCCGGAGCGCGCUCCGCUCCUCCCUGGGCCCGCAGCGACGAGCCGGAGGGAACUCCCGGGCGCCCCGCCACGCUGCCGCCCCUCCUGCCGGCCAUCCUGCCGACCCCCUCCGCUUCACCCGCUGCCGCCCGGGCGCAGCCCAAGAAGCCGCCGGCGGCCGCCUCGGCCCCCAAGAAGGCAGCGCCUCGGCCCGCAGAGGAGAAGGUGGCGAGGAAGGCGCGGGGGGCGCCCCCGGAACGGCCGGGCCCCCUCUCCAGCUCCUGGCCCUGCUCGUCCCUGCAGAGGCCGCCUCCGCGAAGACCGCCAGCCGAGCGUGCGGCGCGGCCCCAGCCCACCCCGCCGCAGCCGCGGGGCCGCCCGGGGGCGCCGGGGGCGGGCAGCCGCUCCUGCGAGAGCCUCGGCGGGGCGCCGGGGGAGGCGGCGGGGCGCUUCUCGCUGAGCCUGCCCCCGGAGGCCAUCCGGGUGCUACAGCGCCGCAGUCUGGAGCGGCAGCGGGGGCAGCCCGCACCCUCUCCCGCCGGCAGAGCCGCCCCGGCCCGGCGCGGCGACCUGCGCGCUCUGCUGAAGGUUUCGCUGCUUAACGACCGGCACCGCUACGACGACGAGGAGUACGAGGAGGAGGAGGCGGGGGCCGCGGCGGACGAGGGGCUGGUGCGGAAAUGCACCGAGUGGCUGCGCGGCGUGGAGAGCGCGGCCGGCCGCGACCACCCCGAGCGGCUGGAGACGCUGCCGCACUUGGGCACCCUCUGAGCCCCGCCGGGACCGAGGAGCGGCGCGGCGGGGGCUGCCGGAGCGGUCGGACCGGGGGGAGGUGGGGCCGCCAUCCGCGAUGUCGUGUUCCGUGUUGUGUUGUUGGCGCCCUGACAGCCCGGGCGGGGGGCGGCAGGGGCCGGGAAGCGGAGCCCCUGGCCCGGAGCCGAUCCUCGGAGCGCCACCGCCGCCGGGGCGAGGGACAAAGGAGCGGCGCCGGCCUCCGCCCGCCGGUGCCCGGGUGCUGGGAGGGAAGGCACCGGCUGUGGGCGUCCUGCCUCCACCCUCGCGGUUUUUUUAAAGAUUUCUGACUACUUUAUAAAAUGUGCGUAAUGGUUUUGUAUAUUUGUACAUAAAAGUUCAUUUUUAUUUAUUUGAAUAAAGGACUCUUGUGUUGCGGUA